Molecule: messenger RNA, 1235 nt
Organism: Drosophila erecta
Lineage: Eukaryota; Metazoa; Arthropoda; Insecta; Diptera; Drosophilidae
Product: extensin-1
Exons: 2
Coding region: 94-1098 (334 amino acids)
Source: RefSeq, a predicted model, not a curated record
CUGAGCCGCGCUGAACUAUAAAUAAUGUAGAGCCGAGCAGAAAAGGCACAGUCACAACUCUACCUUCGAGGUGUUGAAUUGGAUCUGAGCAAUAUGAAAUUCCUGAUCGCUUUUGCCCUGGUGGCCGUGGCCAGCGCAGAUGUUUCGCAUCUGUUCUCGCACAGCAACAACCUGCAGGAGGAUGGAUACCACUAUGCCCCACCACGCGCCCCGGUCGUCAUCGAUGUGCCCUAUGUGUCCCACGAGUCUGCCCCACCAGCAGUGGUCUACGAGGCCCCCAAGCCCAGGCCCACACCCCCUCGUCCAGUGUACACCCCUCCAGUGGUCGUUCACGCCGCGCCCGCUGGCAUCCUGAAGGAAGAUGGCUACCACUACGCCCAGCCCUCCGUGAAAUUCGAGGUCGCUGCUCCCGCCCCAAAGGUUGAGUACUUGCCACCCCCACCCACCAAGAAGGUGUACGUCGCUCCCCCAGUCUACGUGGCACCCCCAACCAAGAAGGUCGUCGUCUACACCCCACCCCCACCACCACCACCGAAGCCGGUCGUGUACACACCCCCAGCUGGCAUCCUGAAGGAAGAUGGCUACCACUACGCCCAGCCCUCCGUCAAAUUCGAGGUCGCUGCUCCCGCACCAAAGGUUGAGUACCUGCCACCCCCACCCACCAAGAAGGUGUACGUCGCUCCCCCAGUCUACGUGGCACCCCCAACCAAGAAGGUCGUCGUCUACACCCCACCCCCACCACCACCACCGAAGCCGGUCGUGUACACACCCCCAGCUGGCAUCCUGAAGGAAGAUGGCUACCACUACGCCCAGCCCUCCGUGAAAUUCGAGGUCGCUGCUCCCGCCCCAAAGGUUGAGUACCUGCCACCCCCACCCACCAAGAAGGUGUACGUCGCUCCCCCAGUCUAUGUCCCACCCCCACCCCCACCAACCAAGAAGGUGUACGUCGCUCCCCCAGUCUACGUGCCACCCCCAACCAAGAAGGUCGUCGUCUACACCCCACCCCCACCCCCACCAGCACCCAAGGUCGAGUACCUGCCCCCCGUCCAGAAGGGAUACAGCUACCCCAACGACCCCCAGCCCGCGUUCAACUUCUAGGCUCUCGAAGCUCGUUGUAAAUACACAGAUUAAGUAUUAGCCAUAUUUUUGAACGAAUUGUGAAUGAGUGGCUUGGCCUUUCCCCAUCGCAGGAAAGCCGAGUACACUUGAUAUAACCGUGAAAAUAAAAAUCAUUC